Corapipo altera (White-ruffed manakin) is the source of this 1331-nucleotide messenger RNA. RefSeq lists its product as uncharacterized. The transcript is spliced from 5 exons. The coding region runs from base 7 to 999 and encodes 330 amino acids. Gene Ontology annotation, biological process: defense response to bacterium; pyroptotic inflammatory response. NCBI's taxonomy places the organism in Eukaryota, Metazoa, Chordata, Aves, Passeriformes, Pipridae. Gene Ontology annotation, molecular function: phosphatidylserine binding; phosphatidylinositol-4-phosphate binding; phosphatidylinositol-4,5-bisphosphate binding. The record is from RefSeq and is a predicted model, not a curated record.
AAGGACAUGGAGGCAGUGGGAGGGACAGAAACCACCUGGGGAAGGUUGUCCAACCCAUGGAAGGUCAAGGAGCUGUGUGGGAAAGGAGCAGUUUGGGGAGGGGUUGGUAGGGAAAGGCAAGGGGGACACUGGAACUCUCAGCUCUCCAUUUGGGGAGCUGCAGAGCUCCUGGUGAUAAAUGGCACAGGCAGCAGAGUUUGGAUUGGUCCUUUUUCCUGUUUAGAAGAAAAGAGUCAGGGAGAAAACAGGGUGGGUGACCUUCAGUGGGAAGGCUGGGGAACACAUUGUAAAUGUUCUUUUUAUCUUGUUGCAGGACUCUGUUUUUUCGAAAGAACUCCUCGUUCACAUGUAUAUUACUUCGAUGAUGGUGUCGAGCUUUCUGGUUUACCAACAACAAAAUUAGACGCAGUGAACACAGAAGUUAAACAACACUAUUGGAUUUUCUCUGAGUUGCUUCCUGACCUGCGGGUCAUGUUCUUAAACACCAUCACAGCUGUUAUGAGAGACAGAAACCUCUUUCAAGAGCUCAGCCAGAACAUGGAAGGAGUUCUUGAGAAAACUGAUGGUUAUGAGCUGAAAACUGAAAGCCCAGAUUUAAAAGACCUGUUCAGCACCUUAAAGAAUUCUCCAAGGGAUCGUCGUCUUCUGCUGGCAAAGGGAAUAACCUACACCCUCGAUGCUUUGGCUGAGCUACUGGACCAUCAGCUGCUGCUGCUGCUGGAAUCCUUAGAAAGGAAGAUUGUGUCCCAACAGCUGCAGCUGGUUGGAAAACUCCUGGAGUAUAAGCAGAAGAAGGUGGAUAUGCCUUUCCAUGUGGAUGCCAGCCUGCUCUCCUUCCUACCGCAGGAGGAUCAGAGCUUAACCAUGGCCCUGGUGGAGCUGAGCAGAGUGAAGCUCCAGGAAGAUGGAUCAGCUGUGCCCAUGGAACGGCCCUUCGAGGUUGUGGCUGCCCUGUACGUGGCCCUGUACACCCUCAGCCUCCUCAGUGGCCCCAAGUAGGCACCUGGCCCUGCCCAGGAAAUCCCUCCCCAAGCUGCUGGGAAACCUCUGCCCACCAGCCACUUCUCUCCCCAAGUGUCAUCCUUGUUAAUGCUCAAGGCUGCUUUGGCUGAGAAAAGCAAACUUAAGGCAGGAAACCUCAUUAUGGAUGCAAAAGGCUGGAUAUCAAAGUGGAUUUCUCUGGUUGUCCCCCACUGAAAGCAGAGGGAGAACGAGAAAAUCCACGAGCCCAAAUAAUCACAGGCCUGGCAGCUGUGCCUCAUGUGCUUCCCUAAAAACGCUGCUGCUUCUGCAAUCAAUGAAUGGGAAAGGGAAGGGCAAGGGAAUGCAAA